Zingiber officinale is the source of this 2012-nucleotide messenger RNA. RefSeq names its product protein NRT1/ PTR FAMILY 8.3-like. Lineage: Eukaryota; Viridiplantae; Streptophyta; Magnoliopsida; Zingiberales; Zingiberaceae. Gene Ontology annotation, cellular component: membrane. The record is from RefSeq and is a predicted model, not a curated record. The transcript has 5 exons. Gene Ontology annotation, molecular function: transmembrane transporter activity. Gene Ontology annotation, biological process: oligopeptide transport; transmembrane transport. The coding region runs from base 103 to 1863 and encodes 586 amino acids.
UUCUUAAAGGAGACGGAAGGUGGUCUUGCCCUCAUAAUCUCCACCGGGGUUGGUUCGGCCGCGAGAAAGGAAUCAGGAAUCUGUUCUGUGCGAAAUCGACCGAUGGGAUCUCUGCAAGACGAGCGGAGCGUUUCUUUGGAAGAAGCGCUCUUGCCUGAGAAUGAAAAUAAAGGGCCAUAUACUGGAGAUGGAUCUGUGGAUAUUCAUGGAAACCCUGUUUUAAAGGAAUCCACAGGCAACUGGAGAGCAUGCCCCUUCAUUCUUGGGAAUGAGUGUUGUGAGCGUUUAGCUUACUAUGGAAUAUCUACAAAUCUUGUCACUUACUUGAAGAACAAGCUGCAUCAGGGAAAUGCCUCAGCUGCAAGAAAUGUCACGACAUGGCAAGGUACCUGCUAUAUUACUCCAUUGAUUGGAGCAAUUUUAGCCGAUGCAUAUUGGGGAAGAUAUUGGACAAUUGCAGUAUUUUCAACAAUAUACUUCCUUGGAAUGGCUACAUUGACCCUUUCAGCUUCAGUUCCUGCAUUUAAGCCUCCAGCCUGUAUAGGAUCAUUUUGCCCAGAAGCAAGUGCAUUUCAAUAUGCUAUCUUUUUCAGUGGACUCUACCUGAUUUCACUAGGGACUGGUGGGAUUAAACCUUGUGUUUCUUCAUUUGGUGCUGACCAGUUUGAUGAUACUGAUCCAAGAGAGCGAGUGAAGAAGGGAUCUUUUUUUAAUUGGUUUUACUUCUCUAUUAAUAUUGGUGCUCUAAUAUCUAGCAGCCUUUUAGUUUGGGUACAAGACAAUUAUGGAUGGGGCUUGGGUUUCGCAAUCCCUACAUUAUUUAUGGGAUUAGCAAUACUGAGUUUUUUCUUUGGCACCACACUAUAUAGAUUUCAAAAACCUGGAGGAAGCCCUAUUGUAAGGAUGUGCCAGGUGAUUGUUUCCUCAUUUCGCAAAUGGAAAGUGCUUGUGCCUCAUGACAUUUCUCUCCUAUAUGAAGUGCCUGAGAAGUCCUCUGCAAUCAAAGGAAGUCGAAAAAUAGAACACACAGAUGAACUCAGAUUUCUCGACAAAGCUGCUACUGUGACAGAAACUGAUACGAACACUGAAAGCUUUUCAAACCCAUGGAGACUGUGUACUGUCACUCAAGUGGAAGAAUUGAAGAUUCUGGUCCGGAUGUUCCCUGUCUGGGCAACUACCAUAGUUUUCUCUGCAGUCUAUGCACAGAUAUCGACUAUGUUUGUUGAGCAAGGAAUGGUGAUGGACACAAAAAUAGGCUCCUUCACCAUUCCACCUGCAUCUCUUUCAACAUUUGACGUUAUCAGUGUGAUCAUAUGGGUGCCAGUCUAUGACAGCAUUCUUGUUCCAGUGGUGAAGAGAUUCACAGGCAAAGAGAGAGGCUUUUCAGAAUUGCAAAGGAUGGGCAUUGGCCUGUUCGUAUCCAUACUAGCUAUGGCAGCAGCUGCAGUGGUCGAGAUCUGGCGGCUGAACAUCGCCAAAGCUGAGGGUUUAAUUCAUGAGAAAGAGGCGGUUCCCUUGAGCAUUUUAUGGCAGAUGCCACAGUAUUUUUUAGUUGGAGCAGCCGAAGUAUUCACAUUCAUUGGGUCACUUGAAUUUUUCUACGAUCAAUCUCCUGAUGCAAUGAGAAGUCUAUGCAGUGCGCUAUCGCUUCUCACAACUGCCCUCGGAAACUACUUGAGUUCCUUCAUUGUGACUGUAGUGGCAUCGAUAACAACUCGAGGAGGGCAGAUUGGAUGGAUUCCUGACAACUUGAACGAAGGGCACCUAGAUUAUUACUUCUGGCUUCUUGCCGGGCUGAGUUUUUUGAACCUUCUGGUUUAUGUCGCCUGUGCAACCAGGUACACAAGCAAGAAGGCUACUUGAAGUACAAAACUGUUGGUUAAGUUAUAUUCCUGAAUCAUGGAAUUGGAUAUUGGUUAGUUAUUGUUCAGUCAAUGAUGUGAAUGUAUCUGUCCUAUGUUAAAACCAUGGUGCAACAGUUGCCUCUUUUCAAUUACAAUAGCUUUUGAUUA